AUGGCAGCCAAUCGUCUGGGCAACAUCCAGGGCCACAUCUCUGGCGAAAACGGCAUCAGUCAAGCAGCUCUCGCGGUUUGGAGCGCCGUUCCUCAGGCUCCCGAAGAUGCCAUCUUCAAGCUGACUGCCUCCUACAAGGCCGACACCUACGACAAGAAGGUCAACCUCGGUGUUGGUGCAUACCGUGACAACAACGGCAAGCCUUACGUGCUCCCAUCCGUGAAAAAGGCUCAGGCAGAUCUCAUCGCAGAUGAGUCGGUCGACCACGAAUACCUCAACAUCACCGGUCUCCCCGAAUUCACCGCUGCUGCUGCCAAGCUCAUCCUCGGCGCCGACUCUCCCGCCAUCGCCGAGAAGCGCGUCGCCUCCGUCCAGACCAUCUCCGGUACCGGUGCCAACCAUCUCGGCGCCGUCUUCCUCCAGCGUUUCUACCAAUACCAGUCCUUCGGCGUCGACCGUCAGAUCUACAUUUCAAAUCCAACCUGGGCCAACCACAAGGCCAUUUUCAACUCGGUUGGCAUCAAGCCCGUCGACUACCCUUACUACGAUGCCAAGACGAUCGCGCUCGACUUUGCCGGUUUCACCAACGCGUUGAAACAGGCCAAGAACCAGAGUGUCUUCUUGUUACACGCCUGCGCACACAACCCUACGGGCGUCGACCCCACGCAGGAGCAGUGGAAGCAGAUCGCCGACAUCUUCGCGGAGAAGGGCCACUUUGCCUUUUUCGAUUGCGCAUACCAGGGCUUUGCCUCGGGCGACUUGGACAGAGAUGCUUGGGCGGUACGUCACUUUGUGUCGCGCAAGAGCAUCCCCUUGCUCAUUUGCCAGAGUUUCGCCAAGAACGCCGGUCUGUACGGCGAGCGUGUCGGAGCGCUCCACGUCGUAAGCGCCACGCCCGAGCAGAACGCCGCCGUGUUCUCGCAGCUCGCAGCGAUUCAGCGAUCCGAGAUCUCGAACCCGCCAGCGUUCGGUGCGCGCGUCGUCAAGAUGAUUCUGACUCAGCCUGACCUGUUCCAGCAGUGGCAGAGGGACGUCCAGGAGAUGGCGGGCCGCAUCAUCACCAUGCGCCAGAGCCUGUUCGAUCUCUUGACAAAGAAGUUCAACACACCGGGCAACUGGGACCACAUCCUCAAACAGAUUGGCAUGUUUACCUUCCUCGGCCUCAACACCAACCAGUGCAAACGCUUGCUCGAAGAGGGUCACAUCUACCUCACCGCCAACUCGCGCAUUUCCAUGGCUGGUCUGACGACCCACAACGUUGAGUACGUCGCCUCGUGGAUCGACAAGGUGGUGCGCGAGAACAAGUGA
Messenger RNA from Sporisorium graminicola, 1308 nucleotides. RefSeq lists its product as uncharacterized. Gene Ontology annotation, biological process: L-aspartate biosynthetic process. NCBI's taxonomy places the organism in Eukaryota, Fungi, Basidiomycota, Ustilaginomycetes, Ustilaginales, Ustilaginaceae. The coding region runs from base 1 to 1308 and encodes 435 amino acids. The record is from RefSeq and is a predicted model, not a curated record. Gene Ontology annotation, molecular function: L-aspartate:2-oxoglutarate transaminase activity; pyridoxal phosphate binding. The transcript is spliced from 3 exons. Gene Ontology annotation, cellular component: cytosol.